This is a messenger RNA of Pantherophis guttatus, 4738 nucleotides long. The record is from RefSeq and is a predicted model, not a curated record. Lineage: Eukaryota; Metazoa; Chordata; Lepidosauria; Squamata; Colubridae.
CUCUCCCCUCCCCUCCCUACUUCCCUCUCCUUCUCUCCCCUCUCCUCUUCUCCACUUCCCUCUCCUUCCCUCUCCUUCUCCUCUCGCCUCCCUACUUCCUCUCCUUCUCUCUCCUCUCCUCUUCUCCACUUCCCUCUCCUUCCCUCUCUCCUUCUCCUCCGCCUCCCUACUUCCUCUCCUUCUCUCCCCUUCUCCUCUUCUCCACUUCCCUCUCCUUCCCUCUCUCCUUCUCCUCUCCCCACCCUAGUUCCCUCUCCUUCUCUCCCCUCUUCUUCUCCACUUCCCUCUCCUUCCCUCUCUCCUUCUCCUUCUCCUCCUCUCCCCUCCCUACUUCCCUCUCCUCCCCUUCCCUCUCCUCUCCUCUCCUCUUCUCCACUUUAUUUUCCUUUAUAAUACAUCACAUUUUCCAUUUUACGACAGUCCAUCUCUUUCCUUCUCCUUCCCUUCCCUUCCUUCUCCUCUCCUCCCUUCCCUCUCUCCUUCUCCUCUCGCCUCCCUACUUCCCUCUCCUCCCCUUUCCUCUCCUUCUCUCCCCUCUCCUCUUCUCCACUUCCCUCUCCUUCCCUCUCUCCUACUCCUUCUCCUCCCCUCCACUUCCCUCUCUUCUUUCCCCUCUCUGCUUCCUUCUUCUUCUUCCUUCUCCUCUUCCCUUGGCCUUCCUCUAAUUUCUACCUCUAACCGCUCAGAAAAUCUAUUCCGUUACCAAGUAAUAUUCUGUGUUAGGUCCAAGUCAUUCUCUACCACCCUUCCCUGGGCAAGCAAGCGAUGAGAAGCUCGUCAGGAGCUUAGGAUGAAGCAUGCCAUGCGCAACCCCAAGCUUGCAGAGGCCAAAGGGGUCCCCCAAAAAUCCCCCAUCACUUCCUGAAGUCUGGAGUUUAAAAAAAAACAAACCCACAAAAGCAGUUGACUGCUUAUCUCCUGGCAAGGACCCAGGAGGGACCAUAUCUGGGAGAGAAAAGGGCUGGGCAUCCGGAGAACAUUCAGGACUGAAUCAGAAUCCAGAAUAGAACUGGGAGGGACCCCCGGAGGUCUUCUAGUCCAGCCCGCCCCCCAAACGAAACUUCCUUGGAUUCUCCAAGCUUUGGAGGUAUUUUGCCCAGCCAGCGCUUGGCACAAAAGGGCCCCCCAGGUUCCUGCAACCGCAGCAGCCCGGAGUAGGCAGAUGCAAAAGCUGUUUGACAAGGAGAAGGAGGAGUUUUGGAAGAAGGUGGAGACCAGGCUGUCUUGAAGAAAAAAAAAAUCCAGGAGUUGCUCAGCUGCCUGGUGGAACCAAGAGUGACCCUCCCUUCCCUCCUUCUCUCUUUCCUUCCUUCCUUCUCUCCGGCACAAAAUGCACUGUGAGUCCCAGGCGAGUUCGUGGCUCCCCACACCUUCCUUCCACCACCCCCCACCCACCCCAAAUUAUUUCCUUUUCUGUUUUCCAGGUUUGUGGUCUGCCUUCCUUCCCUUGGCAUUGCUGGCGGCUCUGAAUGCCAGCCCAGGAGACGCCAGUUCAGUCGAUCCGUGCUGUUAUUUCCCGUGCCAACACGGCGGUUUGUGCGUCCGGGUUGGCACGGAAGGGUACGAAUGCGACUGUAUCCGGACGGGAUAUUAUGGCACCAACUGCAGCUCACCGGAAUUCUGGACGUGGGUACACGACACCCUAAAGCCGAGCCCGUCUUCCGUUCAUUACUUGCUGACGCAUUUCACCUGGCUGUGGAGCGUCGUGAACCGGACUUUCCUCCAAAGCCUUUUGAUGAGAGUGGUGUUGACGGCCCGCGCCAACCUCAUCCCCAGCCCGCCCACCUUCAGUGGCAACUACGGAUACCUGAACUGGGAGUCUUACAGCAACCUCAGCUACUUCACCCGCAUCCUCCCGCCGGUGCCCUCCAACUGCCCCACGCCGAUGGGGAUGAAAGGACCGCUGGAGCUGCCAAGAGCCGAACUGGUGGCGGAAGAACUUCUCCUGCGCCGGACUUUCCACCCCGACCCACAAAAAACCAAUCUGAUGUUCGCUUUCUUCGCCCAACACUUCACACACCAGUUCUUCAAGACGUUUGGCAAGAUGGGCCGUGGAUUCACCCGGGCUCUGGGCCACGGGGUGGAUCUUGGCCACAUCUACGGAGACAACCUGGACCGGCAGCAUCAGCUGCGCCUCUUCAAGGACGGGAAGCUGAAAUACCAGCUGAUGAAGGGUGAGAUGUACCCCCCAACAGUGAUGGAAGCCGCCGUGCACAUGAUCUACCCACAAGGCACCCUUCCGGAGCACAGGUUUGCUACGGGCCAGGAGGUCUUCGGUCUUCUCCCAGGCCUCCUGAUGUAUGCCACCCUCUGGCUGCGGGAGCACAACCGCGUCUGCGACUUGCUGAAGCAGGAACACCCCACCUGGGAUGACGAGCAGCUCUUCCAAACUGCCCGGCUGAUUCUAACAGGUGAGACGAUCAAAAUCGUCAUUGAGGAUUACGUCCAGCAUCUCAGCGGCUACCACCUGAAGCUGAUGUUUGAACCCGAGCUGCUCUUUGGGGCCCAGUUCCAGUACCAGAACCGCAUUGCUCUGGAGUUUAACCAGCUCUACCACUGGCAUGCCUUAAUGCCGGAUUCCUUCCAGCUGCCCGACAGAGAAUACACUUACGACCAGUUUCUUUUCAACAACACCAUUCUGACCCGCUAUAGCAUAGAGACCCUGGUAGAGGCCUUCUCCAAACAGCGAGCUGGACAGAUCGGUGGGAAGCCAAAUAUCAACAAGAACCUUCUCAAAGUGGCAAUUGGAACGAUCAAGGAAUCGCGACUGUUGCGUUUUCAGCCUUUUAAUGAGUACCGGAAGAGGUUCCAUCUUAAGCCGUACACGUCCUUCCGGGAACUGACAGAUGACGAGAAGAUGGUUGAGAAGCUGGAAGAGAUGUACGGAGACAUCGACGCUCUGGAGUUCUUCCCCGGCCUGCUGGUGGAGAAGACCUACCCCAACAGCAUCUUUGGAGAAAGCAUGAUCGAGAUGGGGGCUCCCUUCUCCUUGAAGGGGCUGCUGGGGAACCCCAUCUGCUCCCCCGAAUACUGGAAGCCCAGCACUUUUGGGGGCGCCGCCGGCUUCCGAAUCGUCAACACGGCAAGCUUGCAAAAACUGGUCUGCCUCAACGUGAAACGGUGUCCCUACGUGGCGUUCCACACGCCCGAUCACGGAGAGGCCGAAGGCUCCGAGGAGAAGAAGCGGCCUUCAACGGAGCUCUAACAAAACUCCCUUCCGUUGAGUUAUACAGGUAGUCCUUGACUUAUAACCGUUCGCUUUAGUGACCGUUUGACGUUCCGACGGCCCUGAAAACAGUGACUUGUGACCGUUUUCUCACACUCGCGACCUCCCAAACGGUCACGUGGUUUUACAUUUACGGGAUGCUCAUGACUGAUUCGCGUUCGUGACUGUCGCGGUGUUCCGGCCGUCGCGGCUUUCUGACGAGCCGGGGGAGACGGAUUCAAUUCACCAGCGUGCGACUUAAUUUAAGAACCGCACUUAACAAAUGCGGCAAGAAAAAAAAGUGGUUUAGAAGUUUAAAAAUCAACACCUUUCUCGCCGAACGGCAGAAAUUGUGGGCUCAGUUGCGGACGUAAGUUGAGGAUUACCUGUACUUCUCCUCCUCCAGGUGUGAGACCAGGAGGCCAUGACGGCAUGAGAGCAACAAGGAAAAUGAGCAUGUGUGUGUGCGUGGACGUGCGGGCCUGUCUCUCUCAGCUUGUAGCCUAGCCCCCUCCCCUACAUUCUACAAAUGCCUUCAGCAAUCCUGUCCAGAGAGGAGAAGAAAAACCAACUUAACUGUUUCUGGACAUUCUCAGUCCUCCGGGUCAUAGUUGUUCCAAAAGUGCUUUUUUUUGAAGAGGCAACUGGACUUUUCUGGUUUUUUCUUUGAAGACGUUUCCCUGCUCCUCCAAGAAGCUUCCUCGGUUCUGACUGAAUGGUGGAGGACGGAAGGAUUUAUCUUCCUUGCAGACGGCUGGCCAUUUGCAUCCUUUUAGAGAGUCGUUGAGGCCAAUUGGCGGUAGGGUCCACCUGAGUGGUGCAAAUGGGUGUGGAGCCUUCUGGGAACUGCUAAAAGGACUUGUGUUGUAGGUUGGAGAAUAGAUGGUCGUAUCCCUUCCCCUCUGUUGAGAGAGGGCGGUUCAGCUUUGACGUACAUGGCCUUUUUGACCCCUCUUUCAAACCUCUCUGUCCGAAAUGUGGACUUUGCUGCCUUCAAAAGAGUGUUGAAUGCGGACGGGCCGCUGAAUCUGGUCCUGAUGGGUUUGUUCUCCUAUGUCGAGCCAUGCGUUUAUGAAGCGGUUGUUUUGUUUCCCCCCAAAUCACCAGCGAGGAGGAUCAACCCUUCCAUUCCCCACCAUCCAAAUCCAGAGCUGAACAAGCUUCUUGGAUAGAAGCGAAACGUCUUCAAAGAAAAAAAAAACCCAGAAAGUCUUGGGGGGGGGGGGAAGCACUUUUGGGACCACCAGCUUAACGGAGCGGAAGGAAUCCAUCUCUGGCCAAUCUCCUUGGUGGUCUUCAGCUCCCUCCCUGCCCUCUUUUAUCUGUGCCUGUCGUAGCUGCCCCCAGGAACUUCUGCAAACAGGAACUGGAGGGGAUCAAACCUGCUCUAGGUGAGAGUUUCGGGACCACCUCCCGUCUCUGCUUUCAAAGUUAUUCGUGCAGGUAUGUGCCCUUUGUGCCUGAGACCAGGAGAAAAACCGACAAACGUGGGGGGGAAAAAAGGAGAUGUUCAAAAUAAAGCGGAAAACCUGA